AUGGACCAAUACAAGUAUCUGCCGAGACAGAAGCCAAUCUCGACAACCUGCUGGCCCGGAAUCGGCGAUUUCGUCGUUCUGUCGGUCGACCCAGUGGCCUCGGUUGCUCAUCUGGACAACAUUGCUCGGCGUGCAGCUCGGAAGCUACCCGUACACACCUUCCUUGCCUUGACGAUGACGGGAUACGGGCUUCCUUUGGAGAGCAAACCGUUCACGUCUUUCCGCAUUGCUCUAGUCCGACAAGGACUCCCGACAGCUCUCGACCCGCCUUGGGACACGUCGGACAUGUGUUACCCCAUCUUACCGAAUGUUUCGCACCCGACAGGACGUGAAACCAUUCGGCCACUACAUCCGCUUCCUUUCCCUAACUGCUACUUCGAGACAACUACGCCGUUCCUCUCGCAUCUGCGCUGUCGUGUUACGACCGCUCCACGUGACUAUACACCCGUUUUGCCGAUGCCAACCUCGCAACUCUCCCGUCUGAGCUGGCUGAUGAGCGAUGAGGUGAUGAACUACUUCAAGCUGCGCGACUCCGUUGCUCGGGGGCAGUUGGACGCGAUCGCCUCUAUACCCCUCCCUCCAUCUCCCGUAUCCGCCUGUCAUGCACCUCUACCGCUGUCCGAAUCACGCUCGUCAGAUAUCGACGAGAUAAUCGGGGCAGAGGCCGAUGACGAGGUAUCCAUCAUCGCCAGUGAUGAUGACCUGUCCGUGAACGAGCGGAAGGACGCCGAUGUCAAUGACAAUAGAUCUGAUGCACAGCUGGACCUGAUGUUGCAUUUCGAGGACUUCAUCAACGAUACGGGGGAUCUGCACGAUCCUGUGGUAAACGUCUGGUACGAUCUGGACAUGAUUACGGAGGUCACGGACCCCAUCCACUAUAUCCGGGUCUGCGAUGAGAUCAAGAAGAUCAUUGAAGAAGCCGAGAUACGACUAGGCAUCAAGGUCGUUGACCUCCCUGCUGGAGCAUCAUCAACUCUGCCGAAGUCGCCAGAGACGUCGCGUACAAGCAGUGCUCGCUCGGUCAACUUACCCUCAAUCGCUCACUCACAAGCCCGCCCGAAAGAUGCAGACAAGCGAUGCGCUCCACGAACUAGAGCGAUCGCUGCGAAAGCGCGAGAGUGGCCUUCCCGAAUGUGGCACCGUCUGUGUAGAAUCCUGAUUCCCUGUACUUACUCUGGGACCGCAGCAUCACAGUAG
This is a messenger RNA of Peniophora sp. CBMAI 1063, 1197 nucleotides long. NCBI's taxonomy places the organism in Eukaryota, Fungi, Basidiomycota, Agaricomycetes, Russulales, Peniophoraceae. The record is from the annotation of a GenBank genome assembly.